Molecule: messenger RNA, 650 nt
Organism: Ictidomys tridecemlineatus (thirteen-lined ground squirrel)
Lineage: Eukaryota; Metazoa; Chordata; Mammalia; Rodentia; Sciuridae
Gene: Nms
Product: neuromedin S
Source: RefSeq, a predicted model, not a curated record
ACGGGGCGGGGGUGGCCUGCGCCUGGGGAACUUGGAGAAAUGCUGGCCCCUUGUCCUAGCAACACAGGUCUGUGGCCAGCAGAGCGAAGCCAGGCGGUCAAGAUGCCUCGUCUUCUUCCCCAGUUCCUUCCUGUCUUGGCUGUCUACUGCUUCUGCAUGCUGCAGAUCCCUGCCUCAGGAGUUUCUCAACCUUCAGUGGAGCCUCCAGAUGGUUUGAACACUGUGCAGCUUGAGGAUAAUCAAGACAUAUUCAAAAGGUUUUUGUUUCACUACUCCAGAACUCAGGAGCCGACAUAUCCAGUUAAAACCGGGCUGCCUGCUGUGCACCCGCUAAUGCGCCUGGCCUCCAAGCUCGCCAGCGGAAAGAUGAAGAGAUUUCCGCAGCCAGAUCUGGGGGCUGCCUCCGUGGACUUUACCAAGAAGGAUCCCAUUGCCACCUUGGGACGGCCAUUUUUCCUUUUCAGGUCGAGGAAUGGAAGGAACCUUGAAGACAAGGCUCAGUCGGUGGACCCAGGAUUCAAAGGCAAAGGAAAAACUGGAUCCAAGGAGGCCAGGCCGUGAAUACUUCUUUCUGUGAACAAUACAUAAAGACGUUUCUGUUGCUCUGUGAUCACUGGACUAUUUAGUUGUGUAAAAAUAAACUAACUCUA